Molecule: messenger RNA, 1649 nt
Organism: Python bivittatus (Burmese python)
Lineage: Eukaryota; Metazoa; Chordata; Lepidosauria; Squamata; Pythonidae
Product: olfactory receptor 51E2-like
Biological process (GO): G protein-coupled receptor signaling pathway
Cellular component (GO): plasma membrane
Molecular function (GO): olfactory receptor activity; G protein-coupled receptor activity
Source: RefSeq, a predicted model, not a curated record
AAGGAAAGGAAAGGAAAGGAAAGGAAAGGAAAGGAAAGGAAAGGAAAGGAAAGUUCACUUGGGAAAUGUCAUUUACCAACUGUGCGUGAGGAGAGACUAGGGAAAUUAUCUGUCAAGCCUAGAGCACCCGGCUCCCGGACGUUGCCCUGGCCAUGCCCUUCCCUAAUGAAACCUCCUUUAUCUUGAGGGGCUUGCCUGGCCUGGAAACUGCCCACUUCUGGCUGGCAUUCCCCCUGUGUGCCAUGUAUGUUGUGGCCCUCGUGGGCAACUCCAUUGUGGUGCUGGUCAUUAAGGCUGAACCGGCCCUCCACACUCCCAUGUACUUCUUCCUCAGUAUGCUGGCAGGCGUGGACUUGGCCCUUGCCUCUUGCACGAUGCCCAGGCUCCUUUCUCUCUUUUGGUUUGAUGCCAAGGAAAUUGACUACAGGACCUGCCUUCUCCAGAUGUUCUUCAUCCACUCCCUCUCAGCUAUGGAGUCCACCAUCCUCUUGGCCAUGGCAGUGGAUCGCUACGUGGCCAUCUGCCGCCCACUCCAGUACACGACCAUCCUUACCAACUCUGUGACAGCAAAAGUGGGCAUAGUGGCAGUGGUGAGAGGGGUGGCCUUUUUCCUUCCUCUGCCCUUCCUCAUCAGUCGCCUGUCAUUCUGCGGCCCCAGGGAUCUCCAGCAUUCCUACUGCCUCCACCAAGAUAUGAUGAACCUAGCUUGUGACGAAUACACACUGAACACUGUGUACGGCCUGAUCGCCAUCAGCCUGGUGAUGGGCCUUGACUUCCUGCUCAUCUUUGUGUCCUACUUGUUGAUCAUCAAGGCUGUCCUGCAGCUGAGCUCCAGGGAGCAACGCCUACGGGCCUCUGGAACCUGCGUGGCCCACAUCUGCAUGGUCCUGGCUUUCUAUGUGCCCCUGAUUAGCCUCUCUGUGAUCCACCGGUAUAGGAGAGACAUGUCUCCCCUGCUCCAGGCCAUUAUGAGCAACACCUACCUCCUGGUCCCACCUGUGCUCAACCCCAUUGUCUAUGGGGCUAGGACUAAGGACAUCAGGAAACGUGCCUUAAAGUACAUGAGACUCAACAGGAGCCGGGAGUCUCACUGAAGCCAGUUGUGCGUAGAUAUCAAAGCAGAUAGUUGUUUUGUUAAUCCCAGGAGGAGGCAGAUGGAGACAGAGGAUCUGAAGUCCAUUGGGCCUCCAGGUCAACUGCUGUCUUCAACAGCCUGCAGUCUUCUUGUUGCAAUGGCCAAUAUCCUACAGUAAUAUCCGACCUGCCUGUGGAGGCUGAAAUUCCCCUGUCUCCUAUGGUUGGCCCCAAUCCCUGAGCUGUGCAAACUGACCCCAGGAUGGAGAUUACAAACCCCUCCUGCCACUAUUGCUCACCCAUGGACUCCACAGCUUCUUCUAAGAUGCCUGUAUGUCCCUGCCCCCCAUUAUCAGAGGGGGCCACAUCACGCCAGAAGAAUCUCUCCGGGGGGCCAAUUGAUACAUUUCCAAUCUCUCUAUAAAAUGAGCUUCUCAUGGGCGAUGAUGAUGAUGAUGAUGAUGAUGAUGAUGAUGGGCAAGAGGAGAAGUCCUUCACAUGAUAUGUGCUUCAGAGCUUAUUAAACAUAAGAGAUCCAUCCCUUGGCCCCCUUGGCCUCUACUGAGCAUUCUCUC